CAAUGAGCAUCUAACGGUAUUGCCAACCACAAUGUGAUCUGAUCGUGUACGACCGCCUCCGAAACCCUUGCUCAACAUCCACUUGAUGCCCACUGUUCGUGCUAAUCGCAAGCAUGGGCCUGGCCGUUUACAAAACCAAUAUCAACACCAUUGUCCCCUCGAAGCUCUCGUGUGUGUCACGUCCCCAUCUGUUUCGACCGACGACUUCCUCUGUCGAUUCUGCAUCCUCCCUUUUUCUUCGCCCCUCGUUUUUCUUACACCCCCCUUUUCGCCUGGGCCGUUCCCAUUGCGAGGCAGUUCAAGACAACUCUUGCAAGAGUCUAGGUUUUCUCAGGCUCUCCCAAAGCCUGAGAUCCGGAACUUUAGAUUAUCUGGGUUCGUCUCCCGUCUGCCAUUGUUUUGGACAAGACGCGUCUCAUACGGCCCUACCACCCCUCUACGCACCAUCCCACGGCAUUCUUUCCUUUGUACGGGACUUCAAUUGUUGACCGCGAUAACCCGGUCGCGUUGUAUAAUUCCUAAUUGCAGCUUUUACACUAUUCUUUUCAUCGUCCCUCCCUUGGCUUAUUUUACUGUAUUAUAAUUCGCUGUGAACGCGCUUUCGACCCCUCGACCGGCCAAACGCCCUCUCCCUGCGACCCCUGGCAUCAUUCCACCUCAAGCUUCUAAGAAAGUUGAAUGCCAACACGCUCACUUCCGCCAUAGCUCCUGCAACGCCGAACUCUGAAAAGAGCUCUACCGCAGUCGCGAGCACCUGAAUCGCGCGUUUCCCCGGGUUACAAUUGAGUGGUUCACUGCACAAUAAUCAGCAUUGACGGCACCUGUGGCGGCGUCAAUUGGAGCUCAUGAUAGUGGAUACUCGGCCACUUGGCAAUCACUUCAAAUUCGACUAAAACCACGCGCCUCGUUGAACGACAUUACAGGAGCUGAGCAUAGCUGCGCGCGAGUCCACUUUUACUCA
This is a messenger RNA of Pseudomassariella vexata, 961 nucleotides long. RefSeq lists its product as uncharacterized. The coding region runs from base 86 to 583 and encodes 165 amino acids. The transcript has a single exon. NCBI's taxonomy places the organism in Eukaryota, Fungi, Ascomycota, Sordariomycetes, Amphisphaeriales, Pseudomassariaceae. The record is from RefSeq and is a predicted model, not a curated record.